AUGGAAGAGAUAUACUUUAAUUGUGAUUUGUCUAAUAAUAAUUCAAAUGAAUAUUUUGAGGAAGAAUUAGAUGGUAAAGCUAAGCUAAUAGCAUUAAUAUCAGGACCAUUUUCUAUGGCAACAUUAUUAUUUGGUAUUGUAGGUAAUGUAAACAUUUUAAUGGUCAUUGCACACAUAUCAACAUUAGAAAAAUUUAAUUCAAGGUUUAUUUCAUCUGUUAUAAUAUUAGCAUUAUGUAAUACAAUAACAUUAAUAUCAUCAAUAGAAGUUUAUGUAUUACCAUAUUGUAUAGAAUAUUUUAUGGGUUAUAAUCCAUCACCAAGUAUGCUUAAACCUUUAGCAUUUGCUAUUUCAAAUUCAUUUAGAACAGCUUCCAUAUGGAUGGUUUUAUAUAUAACAUUUCAACGUUUUAGAGCUGUAUCACAACCUUUUCUUGAAAGAAAACGUGCAUCAACAAUAAAAGUACGGCGAAGUCAAAGAUUUACAUAUAAACACCCUAUUGAAAUAUCUGAAGAAGAAGGAAAAAUUAAAAGAAAUUGUAAUAAAAAUAAUUUCAAUGACGAUUAUUCUUUUCCAUCAUUAUUUAUGCAUAAUUUUGAUUUCAAUGACUUUAAAAUACCUCUUUUAGUAGUUUUUGUGGCAAUUAUUUAUUCAAUACCUAAUUAUUUAGAAGUUAAAAUUAUCAGAUGUCCUAGUGGAGAUACAAAAAUUAUUCAAACUGCAUUAAGAGAAAAUUGGUGGUAUCGUGUUAUUUUGAGAGUUAUUAUUAAAAGUCUCUUUGAAAUGACAGGACCAUUUAUUUUGGUUCUUUCUUUAACAAUUGCUACACAACUUAUCAUUGCCAGAUCAAUGAAACAAAGAAAAUUAUUAACGGGCCAAUUAGAGAGAAGACGACAACUUGAAGAUGAAGCAUUACUUAAAACACCAGAAUGUUGUAGUACCAAUGAUAAUGGAGAAAUAGUAAGAAUUAAUAUUUUACCAGGACCAAUUCAAAAACAAAGAUCUUCUGCAAGACAAAAGCUUGCCUGUCACUUAGAAAAAUUUCAAAAUCAACGACAAGAUAAUGAAAAUAAUAUUAAUAUAACUGCUGUUAUGUUAGCAAUCAAAUUUUUAAUUUUACAUUCUUUAACUAUAACUUUAGAUACAUUAGAGGCAUUCGAAUAUACAGAUGUUGAAUUUUUCAAUCUCCUAGUUGCAAUAAGUAAUCUUUUUGUUCUAUUAGAUUUAUCAACAAAUUGCCUUUUGUAUGCAAGAUGGAAAAGAAAAAAUAAAGAGAAUGGCAUUAUAAAAAGAGGAAUCUGUGAUGUUAUGAAAUUUAUUUUACCCCAUAAGUAUUCAUAA
Molecule: messenger RNA, 1341 nt
Organism: Strongyloides ratti
Lineage: Eukaryota; Metazoa; Nematoda; Chromadorea; Rhabditida; Strongyloididae
Product: GPCR, rhodopsin-like, 7TM domain-containing protein
Exons: 2
Coding region: 1-1341 (446 amino acids)
Cellular component (GO): membrane
Source: RefSeq, a predicted model, not a curated record